This is a messenger RNA of Polypterus senegalus (gray bichir), 537 nucleotides long. RefSeq names its product protein LBH-like. NCBI's taxonomy places the organism in Eukaryota, Metazoa, Chordata, Cladistia, Polypteriformes, Polypteridae. Gene Ontology annotation, biological process: positive regulation of DNA-templated transcription. The record is from RefSeq and is a predicted model, not a curated record. The transcript is spliced from 3 exons. The coding region runs from base 166 to 510 and encodes 114 amino acids. Gene Ontology annotation, cellular component: nucleus.
GCCCGUCGAGACAAACAGACAGACAGAGGGACGGACGGACGUCGUUGAGCGGAGGUGCAGUUUGGGGAGUUAGCGGUGUGUUUUGAGGGCUCCCGCCGCUCGCUCGCUCGCUCGCUCGCUUCUUCUUUUUCCGGGUUGUAACGCUGCACUACUCGCUGCGAAUUCAUGUCUGGUCUCUUCUGGCCGCUGCACUGCUCUGUGUUCCUGCCGACCUCCAGAAUGACUGAGCUGAUGAUGAGCAGCACAUCGAUGGACGACAUGGCACUGAGCCCCAGCAAAGACCGCCAUUCCUUUCAGAUCUUUCCGGACCCCUCGGACUUUGAGCGAUGCUGCAAACUAAAGGACCGCCUGCCCUCCAUUGUGGUGGAGCCCACCGAUGGUGACGUGGAGAGCGGUGAACUUCGCUGGCCCCCGGAGGAGUUUCUGAUCGGCGAAGAGGAAGAUGAGCCCGAGGACGAGAAGAUGUGUGAAGAGGUGCCCAGCAAGGAGGAGGCCGAGGGCCAGUCGUAGAGCUGAGACAGACAGCGGGGGCGGGGU